UUUUGUGUUUUGGACUACAGGGCCUUUGGUGAACGCGUCGGGAGUGAUUGGACAUGGUGCUUGGCUUGCUGGUUAUCAAAUGGCCUAUGACACUUCAAAAUCAAAGCUGACGAAGAAUAAUAUGGGAGUUGGAUUAACAACGCGGGAUUUUGUUCUUUUUGCAAAUAUGAACGAUGGACAGAUAUUUGGUGGCUCAGUUUAUAAAAAGAUAAAUCCUUCUCUGGAGUGCGGAUGUACUCUAGGCUGGACUGCUAGCGCCAAUAAUACAACUAUAGGAUUGGGUGCUAAGUAUCAGUUGGAUUCCGAAGCCAGUAUUAGAGCUAAACUUAACAAUUCUAGACAACUUGGUCUUGGUUAUGAACAGAAAUUAAGAUCUGGAAUAACUCUGGGAUUGGCAGCCUUAGUGGAUAUGAUGCACUUUAAUCAGGGUGGACAUCAGAUAGGAAUAUCUCUUCAGCUGGAGGCGUAAACCAAACCAAACCAAAGAAUAUCUAUAUAGAGACCUGAUAAAUCAAGAUUUAGUGUAAUUUGUUAAAUUUAUGAAAUACAUCAUAUAGUUAAUUUAA
Messenger RNA from Eurytemora carolleeae, 566 nucleotides. RefSeq names its product voltage-dependent anion-selective channel. Gene Ontology annotation, biological process: monoatomic anion transmembrane transport. The transcript is spliced from 7 exons. Gene Ontology annotation, cellular component: mitochondrial outer membrane. The record is from RefSeq and is a predicted model, not a curated record. Lineage: Eukaryota; Metazoa; Arthropoda; Copepoda; Calanoida; Temoridae. Gene Ontology annotation, molecular function: voltage-gated monoatomic anion channel activity. The coding region runs from base 80 to 469 and encodes 129 amino acids.